AUGCAGAGUCAAUUUCUUGUGUUAAUUACUUUACUAGCCACCUCAGUGGUUGGAAUACUGCCAGCAGCUGAAAAUGCACCACCAGCCAAUAUUGACUUCUAUAAGCUAUACGACAAUCCAGAGGCUCAUAUAGGUGUAAGAGACCGGCGCACAACACGUGAACGUAUUUCUGCGCAUGGGUAUCCAGCGGAGCACCACCACAUUGUAGCUGAGGAUGGCUACAUUGUGGGCGUCUUUCGCAUACCUUAUUCCCACAAAUUGCAGAAUCAAAACGAGUAUCGGCCAAUUGUGCUUAUCCAGCACGGUCUGACUAGCUGCUCGGAUGCUUGGAUACUCAAUGGUCCAAAUGAUGGUCUGCCCUAUCUGCUUGCUGAUGCGGGCUUCGAUGUCUGGCUGGGAAAUGGUCGUGGCAAUACCUACUCAAGGAACCAUACUACACGCUCCACAGAACAUCCGUAUUUCUGGCGUUUCAGCUGGCACGAGAUCGGAUACUAUGAUAUUGCAGCCAUGAUCGAUUACGCUCUGGAGGUCAAUGGGCAGGGACAGAAGUCCAUUCACUACGUGGGCCACUCCCAGGGCACUACUGUAUUUUUCACACUGAUGUCCUUACGUCCCGAAUAUAAUGAGAAGAUCAAAACGGCCCACAUGUUUGCUCCCAUUGCGAUCAUGACUAAUAUGGAAAACAAAUUAGUGCGAAAAGUGGGACCCUAUCUGGGACAUCAGAAUAGCUACUCGCUUCUAUUUUCUGACCAAGAAAUAGUACCAUACAACAAUAUUCUUUUAAGUAUGUUCUCCAAUUUAUGCGAGCCGGAUCAGAUGCUGAGACCAGUUUGCGAAAACGCGUUGGAAAGGCUUUACUCUGGUGGUCGUGUGAAUAUGAGUGCCAUGCCGGAGGGCAUGGCUACGCAUCCUUCCGGCUGUUCCGCCAACCAAAUGCUGCACUAUCUGCAGGAGCAGCAGUCAGGACAUUUUCGGCAGUACGAUCACGGGCCCAAAAAGAAUCUGGAAAUAUAUAAAUCGGAGCAGCCACCAGAUUAUCCGGUCGAGAAUAUAAGCUCUAAGCUACAUUUAUGGUAUUCUGAUAAUGAUAAUAUGGCUGCGGUGGAGGAUGUCUGGGCUCUGGCUGACCGCCUGCCCAAUAGGGAACUGCACCGCAUGGGGGAUCCUAUGUGGGAUCACGGUGACUUUGCCCUCAACAUGGAGGUCCGUAAAUAUUUAAACGAGCCAGUUAUUGAGAUAAUGAAGAAAUUUGAAGAGGCCAAUAAAGAAAUGUGA
Messenger RNA from Drosophila novamexicana, 1275 nucleotides. Its product is annotated as lipase 3-like. Bases 1 to 1275 code for a protein of 424 amino acids. NCBI's taxonomy places the organism in Eukaryota, Metazoa, Arthropoda, Insecta, Diptera, Drosophilidae. The transcript has 3 exons. Gene Ontology annotation, molecular function: hydrolase activity, acting on ester bonds. The record is from RefSeq and is a predicted model, not a curated record. Gene Ontology annotation, biological process: lipid metabolic process.